GUACCUUACAAGAGUCAUGUUGGAACGGAAAAAGGCUUCCCCUAAAACCAUUUCAACUGGCCAAGAUGUCUUUGCGACAUAAAUAAUUGUAGUGAUAGUAUUUACUGCUGGUUUAGGACUUACAGUUAUGAUACAGCUUGCAGAAAUGCGACCCCGGAAACAACAUAGGGGCAAAAUAAGAUUAAGAUUUGAUUAUUGUUGAUCGAGGCACGACUCGGCCGCAACUGCAUCAGCUGCAGUUGACUUGGUGUCAACUGCUUUGCUGUCUAAAGAAGUGCAAAAACAUGACUUCAGCUAUGGGAAGUGCAACGACAUCCACACUAUGGCACAACUCAUCAUUCUGCUCACUACCAAACUGGAACUGCAUUCAGAACUUUCAUUUUCCCCAUAACUCAUCAAACAAAUGGAGCUGAAUUCCCAUCCCGUCUAAAAAAAAAAAAAAAAACACAGACCUACAGUAUACGCAACAACAACAAAAAAAAAACAUCAGACCAUCAUUUCAAAAUUGCUUGAGUGCCCCAAAUAGGUCUGUUUUGCUCUAAAUACAGUGAAUCACUAUGCUUGUAAAAGGCUGCAAAAUCAGAAAAUGUGAGAACAGACUCCGCAGGAGCAGCCAAGAAGGCUCACUUCCGAAACCCAGCCCUCAUCCAGCAACCCCAAUAAACCAGAUGCAGCUGGAUCGCCAGGAGAAGAACUGGGGGUGUUGAUCUUACACGGCCUUUAGGAAAACAAUAGAGAUACGCAAACAAACCAAAAAAUAAGACCCUGCACGCACGCAAAAGAUCUUUCGCUAAAUAUGUCGUAAAAAGUGAGCCGUUAACUUUUAUCGUCUUUCCUGCAUUGCCCACCAACCCAGCAGUUCCCGACUGUUUUACGCGCUUUUGGCCUGGCUUCUAUCGCUCGCCGCCACCUCCUCCAGUUGCUUCCCUAGCGAGAGCGCUGCGGCGACGCCUCCGCUUGGCCCGCCGCGCCACUUCCGGGCGCUGCGAUUGCACGCGGGAGUUGGGGGAUUGCAUCACCGCCUGCGGAGAGCCCACAGGAAUGGACGGCGAAAGGGGGAUGCGUGAGAGGUGCAAGGAAGGGCGCAUAUGGAGUUAAGGAGGACGAUUUGAGGGACUAGAGUUACAUUGAGAGUGCGUUUACAUCACGCAAGACGCAAUCUACACCAGAGGUGUCAAACUCCAGGCCCGGGGGCCAGAUGCGGCCCGCCACAUCAUUUCACGUGGCCCGCGAAAGCAAAUCAUGCUCGUCAACUUCCGUGAUUUCUGCUCAAACCUGUACCCAAAUUCCAAAUUGUCAUAACAACAAACAAUAAUGUUGAGAUGUUGCAUUUUUCGGUUACCAAACCCUUCUUCUACAGGAACUUAAAAAAUACUUGAACAAACUAUUAUCCUUGUCUUCUGAUUUCAAAAGUAGCUAUCCCUCAAUUUGUUGUGUAAUGGUAAUAAUAUGAUUUGGUGAUUAAACAUUUCACUAUUUUAACGGCCCUCUGAGGGAAAUCAUAACUACAGUGCAGCCCUAGACAAAAAUGAGUUUGACACCCCUGAUGUACACCAUGAACUAGUGACUAGCAGCGUUCACACUGCCGCUCAAAGCUGCGCUGUUCGAUGAGAAAGGUAAACGAUACGAAACGGAGGUUGAAGUCGACGUACGGAUUUCCCGGCUUCCGUCGGAGCCUGAACAGAAAGGAGAUGGUGAAAUGUGUAUAAAAGGAUCACAAUAGUACAGAGCAAUUUACUGUGUAUUUAUUGACCGAUACAGACUUGUCCCGUCGGUGUCAACAACAGAAAGUAUGCGUCAAACCGGAAAGAAAACAAAAACCACCGCUACAAAAAAAUGAAGAACGACAGAGGAAUUGAUGUCAUUUGUGUCGUACAUUUCCCGGGCACGAUUGUUCGAGUUGACAUAGUAUCACGUUAUUUCCAUAACUGACGCAGCCGUCACCAUGGGCGUAUACCCAUACGAAACGUUCGUGGCAAACUCAAGUGUGGCAAACCUUUACGGCUACUACCUGAGGGAAAAGGCAUUUUGGUGCCAAAGCGAGGCAUAUCCUGUGGAAAUUAGUAACAACAACACUGCCACCUACAGGAACCGAGUGGAACAUACCUACUUGAGCUUCAGGUCGCGUCGCGUCGCUCCGUUGGGCUGUCCAAAGUGAUGACCGUAAACGUUCACUUUGACCUUACUGGAAUUUAUAAACAACAUUGUCUCGCCGAAAGGUCCAGUGACGUUAUCACGAGAGUCGACAUGAGACCGCGCAGAGGUCGGAAAAACAUGGAUUAGAGCUUGUAAAUGUGACCGACAGUGAGGCCUCCCCCGCUGCGUCGGCCCACACCGCUAUGUCGUCAAAUGCCCCGCGCCACUGUAAGAUGACUCACCGCCCUUCAAAGCCCACAGUACCAUUGUGCGAAGCGCCUGAAGCGUAGUUCGUCCUCUGAGGAUUAUCUGUUGACCGCUGAUGUGUGUCACAACGCCGCAUUGUCGAGAGGAGCGUUUUAGUUGAUUAAAAACGUACGUUUCGAGUGCGGGGGAGGGGGAAGGUGAUUGAAAACUCCCUUGGCUGUCACUGAAGCUACAGAAGCCGUCAAAUAGCUGCUCGUCGGUUUACGUUGGAGAACAGCGGCGAUGUUACCCAAAUUUGAAACAUUGGUAACAUCGGAACAUGUCAUGCCUCGAGGACUUGCUUCUAGAUCAGCAGUAUCUUUACGUGUGUGGUGUUCUGUGUUGGGAUUAUCAGAGCACACCACACGCAGAACGACCAAAACUGUUUCCGGUUAAAUGUCACAUUUUUUAUGUUCAUGUGUGCGCUAUGUAGCAGAUUUAAAAAAAAAAAAAAAAAAAACAACCAAGAGUCGAGCCGGGUCACUGUGCUGUGCGGUAAUCCCGGGUUUACCAGGCCAUAAGGCUUACUGACACGAUGUGAAAUCUGAAGUCAGAUGGCUGUUUAUGGAUCGCUCGGGCAGUAAUCUCUCAGUACAGAUUGAGUGCAAGCCACAUCUGUGUCCGUAUGAGUGUUUGCCCUCCAAAUAAAGUCCACGCGGAGGUCGAUAAUGUGACCGAGGCUCCGUGGGGGGCAGACCUCCGCCACUUCACGCGAGCGGUGCAAAACUUGAUGGAACCUCAAAUCCCGGCUUGUAAAUGGGGCGCACGUAGGUCACCUGUAUUUUUUAAAUUCGUUUGUUUUUCAAUUCUUCUGAAGAGCGACAAUAUGGACACUAUAAUGAGAUCCAAUGCAAGAGCCUAAGAACCAAAAUGUAAGAAACAGCUCUCAGAUGACAGUUGAAGACUCUGAACUCGAAUUCCAACAUCCCGCUAACCGACAGAUAGCCUUGCUCAUUUAGCUGCCCGUCCUUGACAACAAACCGCAAGCAUGACUCGCCCUCCUCCCUCUUGACUCCCACCACCCAGCCUUCCUCCUGGCACCAAACACGCGCCCUCCAUCCCUCCAUCCCUCCCUCCCUCCAUGCCUCCCUCCCUCCCUCCUUCUCUGGAAUUCCUCCGUCUCUGAACGGCCUGGCGGGAGGCCAUCGGUAGCUUCCUGUUACUUGGUCGUGGCGCGCUCUCUUUUUUCCACUUCCCUUCUUUUUGCACGCUCUAAUUUCUUAAUGAUGCAUUUAUUUUCUAUUUGUUUGCUGUCAGAACGCAAGAAGCCAAAGUGUUUCAACCCCCUCAGCUACAGCCGUGCAACAACUGGAUUGUCCCUAAUAGCCUGUUGGCUCUCUGACCGCUGUAGUUGCAUAAUACUUUUUUCCACUUUGCACUGAUAGCAUGCAUCAAAAACUUGAUUAUUAAUUGUGAGUUCGUUUUCACAUCAUGUAGCAGAGAAACCUGAGAAGAGAAACGCAUGCUAAAAAAAAAAAAGAAGAAGAAAUGAGGAAACAAUGACAAGAAUAAAAAGGUAGUGGGAGAGAGCGGGCCAGGAGGACGAGUGGAAACUGAGGUUUCCUGUCUGGAAAGCUCUGAGCUGUGCGUGCUGCUCAUCCAUCAGCUGGGCGGAGGACAUCCGCAGACCGGGCCUCUCGUCUGAAUGAUUUGCGUUUUUAAAAGCCGGCCGUUAUUGGCGCUAGACGUGUGUGUUCGGUCCUCGUUCUAGCGUCCGCGGCUAUCAAACAUCCCCCACAAAAGAAAUUAGAUCAAUCAAUGAGAUCGUAAUCAUUCAUCAGAAUCAUUUUUGAUGGAGUCUGUACUAUUGCACAAUUAACUACGAAUGCUUGGUUGUAGUCAACCACAAUUGCUAACCGGGGGACAUAUGGAAAAUCAACUUUGACAUUUUUUAAACAUCUCCUGCUCCGGAGGGAAUCUUGAUCCUUUGUGUCACCUUUUAUUCAGAAACCUGGGAACCUUAUGAAUUGUACGAGAUUUUGAAUCUGUGGCAGUUUACCGCCACUCUCAUGAAGGAACGGAAACUGUUUUGCACGGCCUUAGCUGACAUUUUUGUUUCUGUUUCUUAACACUAAAAACACUCUAGCACUGUUCUGCAAUUGAAAAGCGAGUUUUGUUUUUGCAAAUUGUGACAGCCACAACGUUGACUUUUUGGUGAAGUUACAGUCAAGAAAGUUUUUGUCAGACCCAAAUUGUAGUCAAUCGGGUUAUGGUAUAUGAGAUCAUUGUUGGCUGAGUUGAUAUUAACUUUGAUCUGUUCUUUGAAUGCGCAUUGUCGGAUCGCACGAGAGGUGAUGACAUAAAUCUUCAGGAUCAAAUUGAAUAAAUUGGACCUUUUUUUUUUUUUCCUGUAGCAGGGUUGUGGCAUUUUGCAACAGUCUCAGCAGUUAACUGUCCCACACUGGCAAUUCUUCAAAGUCACGUGGAUCAAUUGUCGUAUCGUAAGAGUGUAAUCGUAUAGAGACCGGAUCGUAUCGUGUAAUCGUAUCAUCGUAAGAGACCACCUGAGCCCACCUCAAUCCCCGCGGGUCAAUCCAUAACACCAUGUAUGGAUAUUUUGCGCAAAUGUAUUUCGUUUAAAUGUAUGCAAUGUUUGAGGAUUUUGCUUAGGUUUAUGCAAAGUUUCUUGGGUAUCGAAUAAAUACAAACCAGACAAAACAAAUGUUGGCGUAGGGGACCGCUGUGAUUGGUGGAACUCCCCAGAACGCGGCGAUGUGGAAAAGUGGCGGUGAUCGGACGAAUUGAUGCUAUUGCGACAUCGCAAAUUUCUGCAGGGACCGCUCCACCAACCUCUAAAGAUGCUCGGGUCCGUCGCUAAUGCAGGGUGACGCAGGAUCAAGUGGGCCCACCUCCUCCGGGCCCUGGCGCAUCCUCACUUUGCCCCCCUCCCUUCCGCCUCUCUUACCGGCCAUCGCCCCUGUCCUCUCUCCGGCCGCUACACGCUGUGUUUACUCUGCCCCACAGCGCCAGGGCCCCGCUGAGGGGACAAUGCCGCCUUUCAGAAAGACUGUCGCCCCCACGGCCGAGCACGGAAGUCCACUUGGGGGCGGGGCGGGGGGGGGGUGACGUUCAACACCCCUUCCCCAAACUUAACAGCCACCCGCCAACUAGACAUGCACGCACGAGCGAGCUGUGCGUCUUCCUCUUGCUCCGCUGCUUAGUCUCUUUUUUUUUUCCCCUCAUAGACCCUCAGAUAAGUACCAAAAAAGAUCCAAAUACUGUGAAUCACUUCCCAACCAGUCCAAAUUCUGAAGAAUGUCCGGUGGUGGUAGCCGAGUCACCACAGGGAUAACAUUAAAAUACAGUAACUUAAUGCCCCUGACGAUGCUUGAUCGCAGUCAAAAAGUGUUAUAAAAAACAUUAAUGUUUAAAACUCAUCAAAACAUUGACUGUGCAUUUUUGUUUGUUUUCCUUGCAGUACUUGUUAAAAAGCAGAGAGCGGCCUCGACAAGGGAGGUUAAGAGAAGUUGUUUUCUGCAUCCUAUAAUAAUGACUUACACGCCGUGAAUGUAAAAAAACCAAAACCAAUCGGAUGAAAAGUGGCGAGUGUGUAUUCUUACGCCGCUGUCCAAACUAGUUCAUUGCACACACGACAUUUGGAACCACGUACAGUACGUCGCGUCUGUCGUAAAAACCCAGGAACCCCAGAAUACCCAAUAGUGAUUGAAUCUUGGAGGUCAGUUAUCUGUAUAUACAUUUUGUGUAAAACAUUUUCAUGAAUACUUGAACAACAAUUUGUAUUGUAGGUGUUGUUUGGCUUUCUUUCAGUGAGGAAGUUUGACAGCUUCUCUUUGUGGAUAUCAGUGAAAGCAUUCAUUUGCUGAAUCAUUCAGCCAACGGCUUCAUCAACUAAUUGUUUCAGUCGUCCAGUUUUCGGAUGGCUGGAAAAGAUGUCGACGUGUUUGAGACAGGAUGGAUUACAAUGCUUACAAGGAGGGAGGUUGCGUUUGUGUUUGCCCCCCCCCCCACAAAGGAUGAGAGUGGGAUUUGUAUAGAAAAGGUUAAGCUGAUCUGUGCUCUGCGCCUCUGGGUAAGGGGCUUACUCAUUUAGUGGAUGACAGGCGAUUUUCUGCUUCUUGAGCUGCAAUGUGAAGCCGCCGGGGUGGACGUGCGGCCGCAGUUACAGUGCGGUCAAGGUUGCGCACAUCCCGUGCACCGUUCACAGCAACAACCAAUAACAGCGAUCCCCCGCCUUCAAAAUUUGCCACUUUUAACCUCGAAAAUGCCGACCGGUCGCUGUCAUUCUUGGGUUGCGUUUACAGGUGUGCCAAAUGAAGUGGCCUGAGUGCGGAUCGCUCAAUCAGUAAUCAUCAUUCCUUUUUGGCUACGACUCUGCCCCUGCAGUUUUUGUGUGUCUAUGAAAGCGGUGGGCGUCCCUCAUCGGGCCAGCGAACCUGGCGACCCCCGUGCGCCGUACCUCCCAGACACAUGGCCCCCGGCCAGUGGAUCUCAAAGCCCCCCAUUCACCAGUGUAUUGCCGUGAGAGAGAGAGAGAGAGAGAGAGAGAGAGUGGGGGAAUUUGUUGAAAUUAAUGUUUAAUCAAUGACUGCGUGUGCUUCACUACACACUAGAUGCACAUUAGGCGUAAUCUACUGAAUACUGGACACUAUUAACUGUGCGUGUGUUAGCGUGUGCGCUCUGAAAAUGUGAAAGGGUUGAUUUUGAAAGUUAGCGGUUUACAUUACUAAACAGAAUCGUGGUCGAGCUAGCAAGUUUCCUUUUCGUCCUGGAACGGUUGGUUGUGUUUGUUGUCAUCUCUUCUUGGACUUUUCAGAAUGAUCACGGUAACUGAUGUUUAACACCAAAGGAGAAGAAUCAGAUGAAAUAAAGCGGCCGAAGUGCGACUCAAUUGCAGAAAUGUCUUUUGUUUUUGUUUUUGAAUUUGGACAUAUCAGAAAAUGCGGUGAGUAUUGCCUCCAUGUGGGUUCAUAUCCCAAUUGCCGUUUAUGUUAACAAAGCAACUGAUUGUGAGCCUUUUUUAAUGGUUGAAAUGACUUCCGCGAGCGGCGAUUUGCAUCGGCGAUGACGCCGGUGGUGGAACUCAGAGCGACAUCUCGAUGAAGUGUCCUGCCCACAACCCUCGGGCAGGGUCGAGAGGACAGUGGAAUUCCAGAUACAUUGAACCUGGUGUGGUCAUGCUCUCCCUGGACGAGCCCCUAGACCUAAAGCUCCCUCGCCGGACCAAUGGGCGGGACCGGGGGUCGCGCUCACCCCCCCUUUCGCCGCCGGUCCCCAAGCGGGCUCGCCAUCUCCGCAUGGCGGACGACGGCACCGCGGUCAUCGAUCCCGCCUCCCCGGCGUCCCCGCACACAGGUACGCAGGCCGUCCCCCACGACCGGACAGAUACCCCCACGCCCCCCGCGGUGGAUCUGAGCAUGUCUCCCUCCUCCCUUCGUCACACGCCCACCUCGCCUGAGAUGACCAAUGGCAACUACGCUCCCUCACUGAAUUCCCAGCUCUCACAAGCCUUUCAGUUUUUCGUGCCAAUCGGCGCCGGGGCGGGACUUCGCCUGCCGUCCUCCAUGUUCUUUGGCCAGACGAGCGACACAAGGGCCUCUCCCGACCUCUCGGCAGACGAACAACUGGCUUGCCGCUGGAAGAAGUGCCACCUGCUCUUUGACUCUCUUCAAGACCUGGUGGACCACGUCAACGACUUCCAUGUCAAGCCAGAGAAGGAGACAGGGUACUGCUGCCAUUGGGAGGGCUGCGCUCGCAAAGGGAGGGGGUUCAACGCCAGGUACAAGAUGCUCAUCCACAUCCGCACGCACACCAACGAGAAGCCUCAUCGCUGUCCCACCUGCAACAAGAGCUUCUCGCGCCUCGAGAACCUCAAGAUACACAACCGCUCGCACACAGGUGAAAAGCCCUACAUAUGUCCGUACGAGGGUUGCAACAAGCGCUACUCCAACUCAAGCGACCGCUUCAAACAUACGCGCACACACUAUGUGGACAAGCCCUACUACUGCAAGAUGGUGGGCUGCCUGAAGCGCUACACAGACCCCAGUUCUCUACGCAAGCACAUCAAGGCCCACGGCCAUUUUGUGGCUCAGGAGCAGGGCUCUCCGGGUGGGGUGGGGUCCUUGCUGAAGGGAAGUCAAAGCGGAGCUUUCGCUAGCGGGGGGGGUAAGGAUUCAAAGAUGUCCUAUGUGAGCGGGGCACACAUUAUCGUCCCUGGGCCGGGGGCUCUCCUGGGCGCCCACAGUCUACAGGGCGUGGGCGGAUCCCUUCCCCUGUCCCCCCUCAGUCCUCGGCCCCUGGACCUCAGCACAUUGGGUUGCCCUAGCUCCCCCCCAGGCGGCUUUGGAGGUGCUUCCGUCUUGUCAUUCAAUGGCUCCGCUCUAGGCCUGGCCAAGUCGUCUCUGCUCUCCACGGCGUUCGCCUCCUCAACCCUGUGCGUGCCCAUGGUGCCCGUGCUGGGGGCGGGUGCCGAGCGUAGGGCCCCGAGCCUGCGGGCCAAGAAAGGUCGAGGGGAGGAGGCUGAGAACCAGGUUACUGGGGGGGUGCUUAACCUUUCCACAGGAGGGUCUCAUGAUCCCUUGUCCUGGGUGGUCACCCCCCCAGGCACUGUGGUGCUCAAGCCAGCUGUGGUCAACUGAUACACACACACACACACACACACACAUUCCAGAAGAGCUCAGGGGGUCGGGAUGGGAGCGUGAACGUACAGGCGGUCCAGGCUGGCGAGGGGGGGGGGGGGGGAUCGGUUCACACAAUAGCUUCAAAGAGGAUAGAAUACGUACAACGAUAUGGAGACUUAGACGACACGACAUUUUAGGAGAGUUGUAGAACGCGGGCCUCUUUUGUUGUGCAGGGGCUCAAGAAUAUUUGUAUAACGCAGCCUGACCAGGGCUCCUCGUUUCUUGUUUGAUACUUUAUUCAUUCCUUGUUUGUCGGUUCUGUGGACGGAGCCCAUGUACGUGAUAGUCUUACAAAAGUCCUUCAGUUCUUUCCGGUAUUUAUAAAAGAUUAUCGACCGUGUGCCUCUAGCCAAGCAGUGAGAUAAUAGACGAACCCCACGAGGAAACACAAUGAUGCACUCUCAGCUGGGCAAAUGCGCACGUUGCUUUGUUUUUGAUCGUAUAACUUCCAGGCUUCUGUGUUUCAGACAAGCUUGCCGGACCAAAGCAAGUGAACGUAAAGCGUCUUAAACGGUUCGGUUACACACAGCACUUACCUGGUUAUAGUCACGAAACCUCAAAACUGCUGCUAACCUCUUGGUGUGACUGGGAGCUAGUCUCUUUUUUUUUUUUUGACAAUCUAUCCCCAUUUUGGGGAGGCCGACCAACGUGGACUAGCCCGGUCCAGCGUAAUGUCUUGCCAGGCAUUGCAGACCUGGAGCUUUUAGAGCAAUCCGAGGACAGACAAACGGUGUUACAUCACCUGGCAAAGACCAAUAAUGACUUCCUCUUUCGAAAAUGGAAGGCACGGCAGUUUUGGCUCCCCCCAGUGGCAGAAUGAGAAGCACAACAUCCCCAUUGGAUAGGAUUGGCACAACUUUUUUGCUCCUGGAUUGUCCAGCUGCUUUCCCGUAAUGGAAUCAACACGGCCAGUUUGUGUAUGAAAGGCCCACUGUGGUGUUAAACACUGCUGUCUUGUGUUUUCUUAAAGGGUGACCCGGCUGAAAACCAGCUGUGAAAAACAGAUGGCCGUCCACGAACUGCUUCACUUAGUCGGUGGAAGUUUUGUUCCGCGUUCAACAAACUGUGCCAAAAAUGUAAUGUAGGUAAAGUGAGAUGUACCCAUUGAGCCGGGGGGAGGGGGGGGGGGGGGGGUUUCCAAACACUCAGUGAAAAGUACAGCUGGACUGACAAUGAAGCCACACUUUAGCAAACUGCCUCAUUUGAAGAAAAAAAAAUAAAGUCUUAUUUUGGUUUGAUUAAGCAGUCGCCAUGCACUUAGCAUAGAUGCCAUUUCUUCUUCUACGUUUUAUGGAAUGUUACUGUCGAUUUUAGCUGUUGGGCGGGUGGGGCGCUAUCGAGUGCGCAAAACGGCUGAGGAGACACAUUGACCGUUUCCCUCAAGAGAUUUCCAUCUCCUCCUCCUUCCAUCUGUUCCAUCUGUGCCGGCGUCCACUUUUAGAUCAACCUUGUUGCCACCUUCCAUAUAUAUUUUAUCUGUAUGCGUUUGGACGAGACAUUCUUUUUCUGAUGUUGAAUUUGCUUCACUCGUUCCGUGUGAAAGCUGCUCUGACUUCAGCUUCUCUGCUGUCGUACGGCUGAGUCUUGAUGAGGUUGAAGAGGAGGAUGAGGUGGUGUGGGAUGCGCCUGUUGAUUUCCAGAGAAGAAAUGUUUGAAGUGCUUUGCAAGUGGACAAUGAAUUAGAUGAGUGCAGGCAAGUCAGAAUAGUGUAGGUUUUCAUCUUCAGUAGGGGCAAGGAAGUGGAUGCUGUAUCCCGAUUAGUCACCGGGAACAAAUAAAUGGCCCCUGAAAUAGACUUCUCCCUUCCCAAUCAGGGGAAAAGGUGUAAUGAUCUCAGUUCUUAAGUUUUUCUUGUCCAAGUGGCCGUUUAGGAGUUGCACUCUCUUCCUCCGGCUUAGAUAAGAGGAAAUACCGUGAUUACAAAUCAUUUGUGACCAGUCCUUCGGCUGAAGAGAAUCUCUCGGCAUGAGCAAUGUCAUCAGAAGCAGGUGCUAAGUAGGCGAGACGUUUCAGUUUCCAUGGCAACAGUGAAACCCACAGAUGUAGCGGUGGCUUUCCUCCUCCUCCUCCUCUUCUUCUUCUCGACUGUUUCCCCUCGGCAGGUAAAGCUGAGGACAGCCUCGGCUCGGCAGCAGAGAUCUGGAUGACGUGCGGCUCCUCGCAGGAUUUACACGGCGUCCGUACCAAAUAAGCUCCAUUCAUCAAUUUAACCCUUCGAGUUCUGUCUGUAAUAAAGUUGCACUUUUUGAUCCCGUCGUAGGUCGUGGGAGGCUCGUACAUCCCCUGUGUAGCGCUUCAUUCAUAGAGUCAUGUAUGUAAAAACAAAUUUAAUACAUUCUAAAAGCGGUACUUGCUCCAGGAGAUUUUAAACGACUCCAGUGGGAGUGAUGAUGUGUGUUCACAAGCUCGGUCAGUGUCAUUUGAAAAAGGGGUGUCAUUGACUGGAGUGCUGGUGUUGCACAAAGCGUUAGUAGAUAAGACGAAGGCCAGUCGAGGCCUGUUCCAAGUUCUUUUCUUUUUUUCUUUUUUUGCACAUUUAAAUCGAGAUAUAGUCCCCUCCAAAAGCGUUGGAACGGCUAGGUCAAUUCCCGUUUUUGUUCUAUACUGAAGACAUUUGGGUUUCAGAUCAAAAGAUGAAUAUGAGACAGAAGUUCUGAAUUCCAGCUUUUAUUUCGUGCCAUUUACACCGAGAUGUGUUAAACAACUCAGGACAGAGCACCUUUUGUUUCAAGCCACCCACUUUUCACGUGAGCAAAAGUAUUGGAACAUCUGACUGAUGGGUGUUUCUAGUUACUCAGGUGUUGCCUUUUAGAUUGAUCGCUUAAACAUUAGAUAGUGUUUCCUUUUGGCUUUGGGUUUCACCUGUGGAAACUGCAUUUGCUGUUAAGCAAACGAAGACCAGAGAGGAGUCUAUGGGAGAAAAGCAAACCAAGUGGAAGGUCUUAGACUGGCCAAGUCAAUCACCGGACCUUAACCCAAUAGAGCAUGCAUUUUACCUCCUGAAGAGGAGAGUGAAGGGAAAACCCCCCAGAAACAAACAAGAACUAAAAGAGGCUGCAAUAAAGGCCUGGAAAAGCAUUUCAAACGAAGAACGCAACAGUCUGGUGAAGUCAAUGGGUCGCAGGCUUGAUGCAGUUAUUGCAAGUAAGGGUUAUGCCACCAAAUAUUCAAUGUUAUUCACUUGAAGUUCCUUUAAUAAGGUCUGUUCCAAUACUUUUGCUCACUUGAAAAGUGGGUGGCUUGAAACAAAAGGUGCUCUGCCCUGAGUUAUUUGACACAACUCGAUGUAAAUACCAUGAAAUGAAGGCUGGAAUUCUUUUGUCUCAUAUUCAUCUUUUGAUCUGAAACCCAAAUGUCUUCAGUAUACAACAAAAACAAAGGAGCUGACCUUGCCGUUCCAAUACUUUUGGAGGGGACUGUAUUCUGUCAGUAUUUUCAUUUUUCCAAGUGCCUUUUUUACUAUACGUAAAAUAUAGAAGUUAAACAUUAUAUGGUGUUAAAGAAAGAGCAGAUUUUAUGAAAUAUAUUUUCUUGGUUUCAUGUUCUGUGGUCGAACAUGCAAUAAUUUUAGUUGUUAAUGUCUCCAAUUGCUACAACAUAGCAGAGUUCUCCUGCUUUAGAGGAAUUUUAUUACGAUGUUGGUAAUAAUGUCAAUGAAAAAAACUGUUUAAUAAAGUUGUGUUUGAUAUAAAA
Molecule: messenger RNA, 12713 nt
Organism: Phyllopteryx taeniolatus (common seadragon)
Lineage: Eukaryota; Metazoa; Chordata; Actinopteri; Syngnathiformes; Syngnathidae
Gene: glis2b
Product: GLIS family zinc finger 2b
Exons: 8
Coding region: 7440-8978 (512 amino acids)
Biological process (GO): smoothened signaling pathway; regulation of transcription by RNA polymerase II
Cellular component (GO): nucleus
Molecular function (GO): DNA-binding transcription factor activity, RNA polymerase II-specific; RNA polymerase II cis-regulatory region sequence-specific DNA binding
Source: RefSeq, a predicted model, not a curated record